Molecule: messenger RNA, 4726 nt
Organism: Octopus sinensis (East Asian common octopus)
Lineage: Eukaryota; Metazoa; Mollusca; Cephalopoda; Octopoda; Octopodidae
Product: mitoferrin-1
Exons: 4
Coding region: 449-1477 (342 amino acids)
Biological process (GO): iron import into the mitochondrion
Cellular component (GO): mitochondrial membrane
Molecular function (GO): ferrous iron transmembrane transporter activity
Source: RefSeq, a predicted model, not a curated record
CUCCCUCCUCACACAGUCAACCAACCUAACUUCUCCCCUUUACUUUAUGCCAACCCAGUGGAGUAGUUGGUAUCGGUGUUAUUCUUUCGCGAGAGCCACUCGAACAGAACAGGAUAUAUGCUAAUUUCAGUGGUGGCUUAAGGAAUAGUCCAAUGAGCGUCUUCAUUCACUCUAUGACGGCACCACACUCUAAUUUUGGUCGUUUCUAAACUCACUUUUCUCAGAAAGGUAAAAAAGAUAAAACGCAAAACAAAAUUAAUUAUAUGUAUAUAUAGUUAUUCCAAAAUGUUUUUUCACCACACUCUUAUUCGGAACAUAAGUGUUAAACAACAGAGAUCAAGGUAGAAGCCGAUCACACUUUCUUUCCUUCUACCUUUUUCUCUCUCUGGCUUGAAUUUCUAUUACAAACUCUGAACGAAUGAAGAUUGUCUUUAUUAUCAAUUGAGAGAUGCUGGUCGAUGACAGUGGAGGUGGAGGUGUUGUUGUCAACAGCUCCUCUCCGACAUCGUCUUUGGCAUAUUUGCAAAGGGUCGACGACAACCCCUAUGAAGCGUUACCGUCAACUGCCAGAAAUGUGACUCACAUGAUGGCAGGUGCUGCUGCCGGGAUUUUGGAGCACACCGUUAUGUACCCGAUCGACUGUAUCAAGACAAGAAUGCAAGCAUUAAGGCCUGAUCCACAAGCUCGAUACAAAGGUGUCGUCGAUGGCUUGUACAAAAUGUUACACUUAGAAGGCUUCCGAAAUACAGUCCGGGGAAUAAGUGCAGUUGUUGGUGGUGCUGGUCCAGCCCAUGCUAUGUAUUUUGGCUGUUAUGAACAUAUAAAAUGGAAGAUGAUGAAGAGUGGUGGUAACCAGCAGCUGGCAAAUGCUUUUGCCGCUUGUGGAGCAACUCUUCUGCAUGAUGCUGUAAUGAAUCCAGCUGAUGUGAUUAAACAAAGAAUGCAAAUGUUCAAUAGUCCAUAUCGGAACUGUUCUCACUGUGUUUUUGUCAUUUUAAAACAGGAAGGUGUGCGAGCCUUUUAUCGUAGUUAUCCAACUCAACUAACUAUGAAUUUACCCUUCCAAGUGAUCCACUUUAUGACAUAUGACUAUACACAAGAUUUAUUUAACAAGGAACGUAAAUAUGAUCCUAAAUCUCACGUGGCAUCUGGUGCAUUAGCUGGUGCCUUAGCAGCCAUUCUUACAAUGCCUCAGGAUGUCUGCAAGACUUUACUGAACACUCAAGAACAUUGUGCAAGAAAGCACUCACCUUAUAUCUCAGGUUUGGCUACAGCUUUUCGAACUGUUUACGAAUACCGCGGAGUCCGUGGUUACUUCCGAGGUGUUGUACCUAGAGUCAUAUUCCAGAUACCAGCCACUGCUAUUUCGUGGUCUGUAUAUGAAUUUUUUAAGUUUUUCAUCUCUCAAAAAACAAAUGAGAAGUAUUUUAAUUCACAGAAAGUUAACCAGAUUCCAGUUCAUGCUUCAUCAAGGUGAUAAACCUGGCCAAUAACUACAUAAACUAAUCUUUUUGACGAGAGAGAGUGAAAGAAAGAGAGAGAAAUAAUAAAGGUAACAUCUGUCUGCAAAGUUUUAAAAACACUGAUGCAGGAUUAUCAUUUAUUUGAAUAUUUGGCUAGCAAGAAAUCAUACUGUUGAUUUUUUUUUUUUGGAUUUUUUUUUUUUAAUGAGCAAAAAAAGUAUGCAGCAACAACAGCAACAAUAAAAGGUCUUGAAUGAAUUUCUAAAUUUUAAAUUAAAAACAAAUACUCCAUCUGUUUUGGGAAAAACUAUGUAUACUUAUAUGUACAUAUAAAUAUGGAUGUGUGUAUACUUACAUAAACACAUGCAUGUAUGUAUAUACACGUCUACUUAUGAAUGUGCAUGUGUAUGUAUGCGUACAUAUGCACAUAUCUGAGUGUGUUCGAAUUAAUUUAAAUAAUUUUUUUAAAAAGUUAAAUACAUAAAAUAUAGAUAAUACACUUCUUGCCUUAUUGUUUUCUGGGUCAAUGUUUACCAGUUCUACCAUUGUAUUCACAUGUAUGGGUAUGUUUUACCUUAUUAAAGUUGUGUUAGUUUAUAUACAUCUGCUAUAUUAUAUGUAGCUAUGAAACAUUUCUAUAAGGAUACCAAAUUUAUAAAUCAGUUAAAAAAAAAAAAAAAUCCCCUAAUACUGCUAACUAGUCCAUUGCUCAUAGUCUAAUUAUUCAUUGUAUUAGUCCAUGGUCCAACUCCUUGUUUUACUAGUCCAUGGUUCACUUACUCACUCUCUUAGUCUAGUCAAACACUAACAAGAGAGUUGUUAGCUAGAAAUAACAACCAACCCUCUCAAACUACACAUUAGCUUUUUAAAGAGAGAAGGAUGUAUUGAAUAAUGUCAUCUUUUACUUGUCUGGGAAAAAGAUAAGUUGAAAGUUGGAAUGCUGAGCUGACCCAAGGCUAAAUAAGAAUAACUAGUCUAAUUACUCAUUAAUUAAUUUUUUUUCCUUAUUUAUAACUUGAGGAGAUAUUUAUGUGUGUGUAGAAUGUUUAUAUGCAGUAGGUUUACAUGGUGUUGACUGUUUGUAAGGGAAAUUUUGGCAAAAUGAAACUCUAUCUUCAAGAAAUGGACUAGUUACAACAUUCAGAUUGCUUCAGCUAUGUUUGUGUUGUUGCCAUACGAGCAAGCAUCUUGUAGAACAUGUCCUUACACAAAUCAUGGUUUGUGUGCUGUUGCUCUGGUGUAAGGUAUUGGCAGAUAUUUGUUAUGAUAUGUAUCUGUUGUGGUUGGCUUGUUUCCUUGCACAUGGCUUUACUGUUUCCUGCUGUGCCUCUGUUACAUAUCUUCUUCACUUCCUUGGAGGAUGUGGUGGCCACCUGCUGCCAUUGGAAAACAUUUGAGGCGUAAGAGCUACUACUUGAUUUUGUUGUGGUGGUCACUGAACAGGUGUUUGGCUGGCAGUGAACACUUGACAGACAACUGAUAAAGACCAAAGUAAUCCAGUUGUCCAGUUAGAGUAGAGGAUUACAUAGCUGGCCAAGUCACAUAUAGAUGCACUAUGGUUUCUGUUAGUACUUUGUAAAAUGAAGUAGCAGACAACCUGAGCUUCACUGAAACCUUACCAGACAUUCUACCCCUUUAGCAGCUCUGCAAUCUAGUGCAGUUGGAUCUAUCAAAACAUCAGACAUCAUCCCAAUCUGCAGUGGGGGGUGAAGAUAAUGCUCACUCUAUACAGGUGGAUGUAUUUUUGCAUGCGAGUGCAUGUGCUGAGUCUUUGUAAUUUCUCAAAAGUGAUAUCUGUCAGUUAUUGGUGAUCACUUUCGUCAUGCCUCUUGGACACAGCGUUGAUCAUACUCUAACAGAGUAUGUAUACUAUUCUCUGUACAAGUUUUGGGUCUGAAACCUUGGAAACAAUGUUGCAUGAAUCUCUCAAUUUGUUAUGGGUAUGUUUAUCAUGUGCUUCAGGGAUGAUUCAAUUGGAAACAACUGACUUAUAUACUUUUUGUUAUAUCAGAUCAUUUACAAUAAUUAAAUGCUGAAACAUUUGUUCAAGCAUUUAAUGGUCAGGUUAGUUGAAAAUAAUGACUUAUUAAACAAUUGUUUAUAUUUAUUUGGUAUAAAUGUCAUUGUUUUCAAUGAACUUGAGAAUGGUCUUCUCAGAUAAAGGAUUGUUCCAAGUAUUCAAUAUAUACACAUUUCUGCAGAGACUCAGUUAUAUUUACCUGUCUCCAUUACUAUUGUGUUCAUAAGUCAAUGAUGGAUCCUGUACAUGGUUGCUUGGCUUGCUAGAUAUAACAGCCAAAUCUCUCCUAAAAGAUAGGAUGGUCAGAGUUGGGUGCCUUUGAUUAUAAGGUUGUUUGACUUGGGGCUAAUUAACAUCCACUUUUUAUACUUCUUGAUAAAAGCCUGCCAUUAAAUUAGGGCAAAACUUGACUCAUUUUGUUACUUGUUCUGUAUCUGACAUUCAAUUUUGUAAAUUAUCUUCUGAAGACAGCUUCUACUUCUUUUAUUUCUGUAUCAUUUAGGUAAUCUCGUUAGCUUUCUAUGAUUCUUUUUUUUUUUUUUCAUACUUUUCUUGGAUUGAAUAGUUUUUACACAGUUGAAAAAUAUUUGAAUAGAUUUUUAUUUUUAUCACUAGAAUUUUAUAAAUUAUAUGGCAGUGUCUAUUCUUUGCAAUAGUGCUAAUUUCUUCAAAUAUCAGGUCUUAGGAUAUGCCUAACUUUACACUCCUUGUGAUAUGUUUAAGUGUAUAGUCCUUCAUUUAACUUAAGUAAAUCUUGAGAUAAUAAUAUUUUUAAAAUUCUCCAUAAUAUAAAGACAUAAUGUGAAAUGCUAUGUCAUUCUGAUUGGAUUGAGUAGAUAAAAAUGAAUGUUGCACAUACUACACACACACACAUACACCCUCCCUUGCAGAGAGGCAGGUACCGUUUUUGUUCAUAUCUAGUUUUGCCCAACAUUUCAAUGUGUUUAAAGAGUGAGUCUGUGAACGAAACCCUUUUGUUUGUUUGCUAAAUAACUUGCUCAGAUAAUCCUCUGCUUUGUGAUCUGACAUUUCACCAUUGUUUUAACUCUCUUAUAUCCAAUGUCAAUUUGUUGCAUAUGAAGUUUAGGGGAAGAAGUGUGGGUGAAAUAUUAAAAAAGCAAAAAAAAAAAAAAAUUGAAACAUCUAAUAGAAUUAUUAAUUGUUAUCAUUUUCUUGUUCAAAUUUUACUCUCGUUUGGAAGUUUAUUUUUUUUUAAUAAACACUCAAGAUUCAAGGAAUUAAA